AUGUCGCAGCGCAGUACAGAGCUGAACUGUUCUGAUGCAGAAGAGCUGGAUGAAGGGAAGGGAUUCAUGGGAGUUGGAGGGACUCCAGCGGAUAUGGUAGGCAGCUCUGUGGGUUCUGAGGUGAGUUGGCGCCUCUCAUGAUCUGAAGCUGAAAUUCCAUGUUAAAUUACGACUACGGUCCUUACAUUACGAUUUCAUUAACGCUUACACAUUUCAUUCAAGGCGAAUUGGUCGGUGUGCCAAAGAUCGAGGAAAUGGAGCCCUGACCGGCCUUCUGCUCCAGGUAUCAGGGAGUCCCAGGCACCUGCGGUCAGAUGGGUCGUGGGGGAUCACGAGAUAUCGCGGAGGAGUAGUCAGGGUACAGUCUACGAUCCAGAGACACCGACAGACGGCAACGUUCAGACUGCAGUUGCGGAAAUAGUCACUUGCUCUGUGGCGAAUCAGGUGAGUCAAUUAAUUGGUGUGUAUCCUGAAUUUUAAUCGAUAAUCUGAAGUGAAAAUUCGAUUGGAAGGAAUAACUUGGGUGGAAUUCUAGUAGUGAACUUCGUGCUGCAGUAUAAUCUUAGGUAUAUUUCGAUUGCGCCAGGAUGCAGACCUUUGAAUGUCAUUUCUUUUGGUCGUCCAAAACUCCAUACUACAUCUGAAAUGACGGUUUAUGGAUUCUGACAAAUUUCGUAGAUUUUUGAUGACUAUCUUAUUUAAGACAUGUUUUGGAAAGCAUGCUCAAGAAUACUGUCUUUUGUACUCUGUUCAAUAGUAAAUUACAUAUUCUACGGAUUUGUACUCCUAGCCAGAUAGGCAUCCGGUUAUACAAAAUAUUCUUUUAUUCCCGAAUAAUUUUGAAUCUGACUUGAGCUUUCACAUGCGUCGAGGGUUUACGAACUUUAAGUUGUUUUCUUUAUGAGCGAGGAAAUUCGUGCAUUCCGCUGUGCUAAUGAAGAAAUUCCGCAUCGGACAUAUUUGCAUACACUUAAAGAGCUUUUAUAAACGGACAUAUCCGAUGCCGUUCGAAUAGACACUUCAGGAAGCCACGCUUUCCUAGAAUGCGAGGUAGGCUCUUAAGUGGAUUAGUGUUGUGUGUGUGCAGAUGGGCAAGUGAAGGUGUUUCGUUGGGAUCCGAAUUCCAUGGCUUCAUUUAAUAUCCUCAUGUAAUCCGUUGUGGCUGCAAAGAGCCGUGAAUUGUUUGCAGGUGAGACAGGAGUAAGGGGGGUAUGUCGAAGCUGCUGGCACUGUUUCGAUGCAUCGCAAUUGCAUGUGCGGUGUGUCUGACAUGAAAAGUGGGGAUGCUGGCUAUUUCCGCGAUCACUUCCAGCCUGUCUUGCAUUCAGUAUUUCUCGAAAACAGCUCAGGAGAAUGUGCUUGAGAUAUCACGCUUAGCCUCCCAGAUCAAUACAUGCCUCUGCCCCUACGAGAGCAUUGCUAGGAUGACGGCCUUCUGUAUUCUCAGUUUUCUGUUCAGAAGUAUUCCACAGUGAUUGUGGAUAAUGUACUGCAACCGGUCGAUUGUCUGGAUGGCCGACCAUGGAGCUCCGCCCUAUAACCUACUCGUUCAUUUUGAAUUGUCUUAAAAGCCUGCUGUCUAGCUACAUGACGUUCGCUGUUGUGAGUAAGAUUAAUUUACAUUCAUAGGAAGCUCAGUGAAGUGAGCAUUUUAUGCGACCGAGUGCUUCGAUUACGAUAAUUGUGAUUGUGCCUUGAUGCUCCCUCUGGAUUGGUGUUCACCUGUGGGGCUGUCUAUGUUCCGGACUGGUUUUCAUGUUCACUUCAGCUCUGUCUUAUUUGUGGAAAGAUGGUGAAACGCCUUUGGACUCCCUUUCGAAAAAGAAGAAGAAGAAGAAGAAGGCAAAAAUACACGAGGGACGUUGAAAACGAUAUUCCUUGACUAACUGUCUACCACAGCCACGUAUGCAGCUACUUACACGCACAAAUGUGUAAAUAACAAAACGCCUGCUUAAUUAAUACAAGUAGUCUGAUCAUGCGUGAGUGGAGUGCCUUGAUGCUGAGAGUGUGGGUGUGGAUUUGGCUGUUAAGUGAGGAGCAUGAUGCAUGUUGGAUUUGGCCUUUAAUGAAUCCGCACUUGAGGAGAGGAUAACAUCUGCGGACUGGACGUUCCACGCUGCAAUCACUCCGUAACCGAACAAAAAUUAAGUCAACGUUCAAUUAAAUCUAUUGAUGAAUUAAUUAAUUUACCCAGUACUGAGCUUCCUGGUAGUCGACGACGCGGUCGCAUUUGAAGUCUCAUCUUUGAGACGACAAGACGGUCAUCCGUCCGGCAGUCUGCGUCACAUAUUGCUUCGGUCAAUAGGAUAUCACGUGGGUUACGCCUCCGAACGACGGCGUAGUCCAGGGGACACUGCUGACGCGUUCGAGGGUGUAUCCACGGGGUCGGUUCAUGAGUUGGAAGACGGAUGAAUUUGUUAGUGAGGAAAAGACCGUGUUUGGCACAUGCGUGCUGGACGGAGUGCCAUUGCAGGUGCGGCUGGCGAUGCCGUGGCAACCGAGCACUGCCUCCCGCGUAGCGUGGUAUUUGUCGACAGGGGUACUGGAGUCACGGAGCACGACCAUUAUUUCCGCUCUUAGCACAGUCUCUAGGGAGGUGGGCGGGGGGCGUGCGGCUCUACGUAACACCUGCUUCCAAACCAUCGGAAAUGGUCAUCGGGGAUAAAGGUUGUAGGUGCUGACGACGGUAACAAAGAUUUUACGGUGGAAUGUCGGAUUCACUGUCAUGAGGCAGUCAAUGAUGUCCCGCGGUAGGCAAGACAGUAGUUUUAGCAUGCCUUUCCUGAUACCAAACCGACUACAGCCUCUCAUCAUCCCCUCAUCGGAAGUCCGCUUAUGAACACCACAUUCUCUAAUUGUUUUUGCUAAGAUAAGCAUAUUCUUCUGAGGACCGUGAUGUCUGAUUUGUAACGCAGCAUUUCCCAUACCAUCAGAACUCUCCUCUAUUCUGUUAAUAAACAUCUGCAAGCAAAGAGAUCUUGCCGAAUGCAGUGGAAAUGUGCCCAAUCUGCGUUCAUUCAAUUUCAGACCGAGGAAGCAUACAAUGGCGUCGCGAUUUCUGAUGAAGCACCAGGAACCACGAGCAUCACUCCAAUUUGCGCCAUCCCGCAGGGUGCCGUAUUUGGAGCACCAAUUCAGACACAGGAGCAAAGUAUGCAACUGCCUGUAAGUUGACUCAACACGCACGUUAUCUGCAUGUAACUGCCUCUAAUUUUCUCCCUGUGGACAUUGAGACAAAGUGAUGUUUCAGUAAGCUCGGAGCAGAAAGUAGUCCACACGCAGAAUGGUGCUGACUGCAAGACUGACCAUAUCAAUGUCCAUUGUAUUUCAGGACGUGCCCCAUGUGCUGGCGGUGUUUAUUCAGAAGCUCGAAGAGCGAGGGCUUGAUUCUCCUGAACUGUACACACAUAUGCCCCAUUCCCUGUCUCUCUACGCAAAGAUCCAUUUGAUCAACUCAGUGAGUUUCCUAACGACACUUAACACUCUCUUAUUCAAAUCCUGUUUCUUUGUGUGUUAUCGGGAUCCUACCGACGAGAUCUGUACAGUUAUUGCAUUAACAUGCAUUAACCACAUUUCAGUACCCAGUUGACGAUCUGGCACGAAUCCACCCAGAAAUCUUCGCAGACACUCACGACCUAGCAGCAAUGAUUACCCUCUACGUUGAAUGUCUGCCGACGAGACUGGUGGAGGGCAUGGGUGAGUCAUUCAUCUGACAUGAGUUUACUUUUCACGCUAGACGCUUUCUAACGAGAAGUCAGCAGUCAAUAGUGAGCAGUUUUCUUGUUUUUCUCACAAUUGGCAAUGCCUUCUCCCAUCACUCGGUGCUUUUCGGCUCAUCCGUAAUCGAAAACAAAAACUUAUGAUCAUACUGUUGUAGCGGAAGAUGGGGAUUUUUACAUGAUUCCUAAUGCUACUGUAGUUCAAUUGAAUGAGGAUCGUGCAUACAGCCUGUUCCGAAAUGACGUGAUGGGUGUUGUCGUUUUCAGAGGUGUGGAGAUCAGCGCUGGCAACACUGCCACGGCAUGGUGA
Molecule: messenger RNA, 4029 nt
Organism: Spirometra erinaceieuropaei
Lineage: Eukaryota; Metazoa; Platyhelminthes; Cestoda; Diphyllobothriidea; Diphyllobothriidae
Source: the annotation of a GenBank genome assembly